AUGCGCGCAACACCAACACUGCUGGCCCUGCUCGGCGUGACGAGCAGCGCCUGGGCCGUCGACUUCCCCUCGCGCCGUGAUCUCAACGAGACUUCAUCGGCUAGCGACACAACGCCGAGGAGGUACAUCGUGGAGCUGAAGUCUCGCGCUCAUGGCACCCGAUUCACGGACAAGGUCGCUAACACCGCUGGACUCAAAGUCGUCAAGCAAUUCGAUUCGGACCUUUUCCCCGGCGUGAGCGUCGAGUGUGACCAUGCUUGCACCGCAGAGUCGCUCAAGGCGGCGCUCGAUGAUGGCGCCGACGAUGGUGCCGUGGCUACUGUGUACAAGUCAACACGCGUGAAGAUCCUAGACACGGUCAAGGGCGAAUCUUUCAGUGACGACGCUGCUGCCUCUAAUUAUUCGGUCCAUGGCAUUACCGGUGUUGAGAAGCUGCACGGAGAGAAUGUCUUGGGAGCAGGAGCGGUUGUUGCGAUUGUCGAUAGUGGAAUCGAGUAUACGCACCCUGCUCUGGGUGGCGGUAUUGGUCCUGGCUUCAAAGUCCUUGGUGGUUAUGACCUCGUGGGAGACGGAAGUUGGCCAGAUUCUCCCCCUGUCCCGGAUAACGAUCCAAUGGACCACUUUGGCCACGGAACUCACGUAGCUGGGAUCAUAGCUGGGAAGAGUGAUCAAUUUGUCGGUGUUGCGCCCGAGGCAAAUCUAUUGUCUUUCAAGGUGUUCAGUACCGAUGGCUACUCCAAUGAGGAGACAGUCAUCGAGGGUUUCCUCAAAGCCUUCGAGUCCGGUGCGGACAUCAUCAGUGCUAGUGUCGGUGAAGGCAGCGGUUUCACCACAAACGCCUGGGCUGUAGUUGCCUCUAGGAUGGUUGACCAGGGCGUUGUGGUUGUCGUCGCGGCUGGUAACUCAGGUACCGACGGGCCAUUUGACGCCAGCAACGGUGCGUCAGGGGAGCAUGUGUUAACUAUUGCUGCAUCUGAGCCGGGCGAAUUUCCGGCACAGUCCUUCUCGGUCGAUUUCAACCUAGAAGGGCAGUCCAACAGAACCAAUGUCGCUUACGUCGCAGGAACGGGAGUUUUCCCAAGUAGUGCAGUCGACUUGCCUAUCGCACCACUCACAUUGAACACUUCGGUCGUGGACGACGCAUGCAGUCCUCUACCCAACAGCACGGAGAGCCUAGCGGACAAGAUCGUCCUGGUCCGGUCCGGGGGAUGUUAUCUGUAUGAAAAGCACAACAAUCUUGCCCCUUUCAACCCGCAGUACAUCUUAUUCUACAACAACGACGGCCCAUUCGAGGAUCCCAACACAAGGGUUACCCCCGGCGUCACUGGCAUGAUCGAAGCACGUGCUGGGGAGGCAAUCAUCGAAACGAUUCUGGCCGGCGGCAACGUCACAGCCUCCUUCAACGUGAACAACACAGGCCAUUACGUUGGCCUCUUCAAUGCUGGAAGUGGACGGCCGGCCAAGUAUUCCUCAUGGGGAGCAACUUUUGACCUUGCUCUCAAGCCUGAUGUUUCAGCACCUGGAACUAAAAUCCUCAGCACCUACCUGGAAAGCAGCUACCAAGUCCUGAGUGGUACCAGUAUGGCUACGCCAUAUAUUGCGGGAGUUGCGGCCUUGUGGGUCGGUAAAUUUGGAGGCCGCAAAGCCCACUCAGAUGACCCAGCCUGGGCCCAGCGUCUGGUUUCCCGCAUCACAUCAACCGGCCGAGCCGUUCCUUGGGCCGACUGGUCCACUUCCGCCAAAGACUACGGGUUCUGGGCACCUACAGUUCAGGUUGGAUCCGGACUCGUCGAUGCGGCCGCAGUGGUCAAUUACACAACGGAGCUCAGCUUCGAUGGCCGCAAGUUCGAGAUGAACGACACAGCCAACUUCGUGGGAACGCACAGCGUUGAUAUAUUCAAUAACGGCAAGGAGGCUGUCACGUACAAGUUCAGCCUACAGGGUGCUGGUGGUUUCGAGUCAUACAAACCUGACGUGCCUGACUUGAAGCGUUACGAUGAAGUUGUGCUUGUGGAGUUCGACCCGAUAGUCGAUCUUCCGGGCGAGAUUACUGUCGAACCGGGCCAGAAAGUGACGGCAGAAGUCACGUUUACCGCGCCAACGGGAUUGGAUGCUACGAAGCUGCCGGUGUACAGCGGCAAGGUCCUUAUCAGUGGCAGCAAUGGCGAGGAGCUGGGGAUUCCUUACUUCGGUGUGGCAUCUGACUUGAGGAACACCGUGACGGGCAUGUUCAACACCUGGCUGGGCUUUCCUCACCUUCAGUCUGGUCCCAAUAGCCUCGAGUUGACUGCCAAGCCGAACAUGACUUUCAAUCUUACCGCAACAUCGCAAGACUUCCCACGGUUCCAUUCUUGGCUCAUCUGGGGCUCGCGGGAGCUGCGUUGGGAUAUAUUCGACGGCGAUUACACCGAGGCAGAUUGGAAGUAUCCUCCCGUCAUUGGUCAAGAUCAUUACAUCGGAUCUGCCACAAGCUGGAACGGCACCGAUAGUGCGUCUUACUUUGACCCCACUAGGCAUAGCCAGGACGACAUUUACUCGUUUCCGCUUUACAACCUUCCUCGUGGAGAGUGGGAGAGGUACUGGUGGCUUGGGAGAUAUGCCAAUGGCUCAACAAUCGUACCUGGUGAAUAUCACUUCCGCGCUGCGGCUCUCAAGCCGUUCGGUGACCCUGCUAAGGCGGAUGAUUGGGAUAUUGUCCAAGUCCCGAAAGUGACAGUGUUGCCUGGAGGUACUAUCGGCCAAACUUAA
Diaporthe amygdali is the source of this 2748-nucleotide messenger RNA. RefSeq lists its product as uncharacterized. Gene Ontology annotation, cellular component: cytosol; membrane; cell wall. The transcript has 10 exons. Gene Ontology annotation, molecular function: tripeptidyl-peptidase activity; serine-type endopeptidase activity. NCBI's taxonomy places the organism in Eukaryota, Fungi, Ascomycota, Sordariomycetes, Diaporthales, Diaporthaceae. The record is from RefSeq and is a predicted model, not a curated record. Bases 1 to 2748 code for a protein of 915 amino acids. Gene Ontology annotation, biological process: proteolysis.